Molecule: messenger RNA, 1446 nt
Organism: Fraxinus pennsylvanica
Lineage: Eukaryota; Viridiplantae; Streptophyta; Magnoliopsida; Lamiales; Oleaceae
Source: the annotation of a GenBank genome assembly
AUGCCUGGUGGAAUGUAUUCUAGUGUAAAUCCUGGAAUUUUAGGGCUAGAAAUGUCACUGCACCACAAAAUACCACCACAGAACCCUAACCAGCAGCAGCAGCACCAACAUAAUCCCAUGGCGACCUAUGGCCACCGGGAGGGUGAAUACCACCCACAAACUCAGCAAUCUGUGAAACCAUGGCGCCCAUAUGCUGGAAAGCCUAAGAAUCAAAGUUUGACCCUCAGUGAUGAUGAUGAGCCUGGACCAGAGAAUAUAUCUGAUGAUGGGAAUAUGAGAAUAUCUCCUUGGCAAAGAGUGAAAUGGAAUGAUAAUAUGGUGAGGCUGUUGAUAAUGAUCGUGUUCUAUAUUGGUGAUGAAGUUGGCUCCGAGGGUAAUGAUCCGGCUAAUAAGAAGAAGGGUGGAGGGGUCUUGCAGAAGAAGGGGAAAUGGAAAUCAGUAUCGCGGGCAAUGAUGGAAAAAGGCUUUUAUGUGUCUCCACAGCAAUGUGAAGAUAAGUUCAAUGACUUGAAUAAGAGGUACAAGAGGGUUAAUGAUAUUCUUGGGAAGGGAACUGCAUGUCGAGUAGUGGAGAAUCAGAGUUUGCUCGACUCUAUGGACCAUUUAUCGCCUAAAAUGAAGGAAGAAGUCAAGAAAUUGCUGAAUUCUAAGCACUUGUUUUUCAGGGAAAUGUGUGCGUACCAUAAUAGUUGUGGUCAUGGUAGCGGUGUUAGUGGAAGUGGAGCUGGUGGUAAUCAACGUUCACCUGCAGAGGUGGCGGCAGAGCCAUCCCAUACUCAGUUUCUGUCACAGCAGCAGAGAUGUUUGCAUUCAUCCGUAAAUGCUUCAGUUAUGCCUAACUUGAAUAGAGGAGAAAAUGAGGGAUCUAAAUUGGCAAAAGGGAUAAGUGGGGAAGAUGAUGAUGACGACGAGGACGGCGAUGAGGAUGAUGGUGACAGCUAUGAGGAUAAUGACGAAGUGGUUGAUCGAGGAUCAAGGGGUCACGAUCACGGCCAUGAGGACGACAAUGACACAGACGGUAGAUCUUCAAGGAAGUGGCAGAGGAAGAGUGUAUUCAAUUCGCCUUUGAUUCAACAAUUGAAUGUGGAAUUGAUGAAUGUGUUGCAAGAUGGAACUAGGAGUCCCUUUGAGAAAAGACAGUGGAUUGAUGCAAGAUUGAUGCACUUGAAGGAUCAGCGUGUUGGCAUCCAGUGUCAAGCUUUUGAACUUGAAAAGCAGCGAUUAAAAUGGUUGAAAUUUAGCACCAAGAAGGAGAGAGAAAUGGAGAGAGAGAAGCUUGCCAAUGAGCGAUUGAGGCUUGAGAAUGAGAGAAUGGUUCUCAUAAUUCGCCAGAAGGAGCUCGAGUUGCUUGAACAUCAUCAUCACCAGUCCAACAAGCAGUUCGUGCACUUCAUGAACAAUCUUAACCUGGACUUUGAUUAUCAACUGGUAAGGAUAAACCAGUAG